Messenger RNA from Olea europaea var. sylvestris, 392 nucleotides. Its product is annotated as DDB1- and CUL4-associated factor 13-like. The record is from RefSeq and is a predicted model, not a curated record. The transcript has 3 exons. Gene Ontology annotation, biological process: maturation of SSU-rRNA from tricistronic rRNA transcript (SSU-rRNA, 5.8S rRNA, LSU-rRNA). Bases 90 to 392 code for a protein of 100 amino acids. Gene Ontology annotation, cellular component: small-subunit processome; nucleolus. NCBI's taxonomy places the organism in Eukaryota, Viridiplantae, Streptophyta, Magnoliopsida, Lamiales, Oleaceae.
AAUAAGCACGCGUCCCUUCCUCAUCUGUCCGCAGGGUUUAGGGUUUUUAAGUAUAGUUCUCUGUGCUCAAUGCUCGCACGGAAUUCACGAUGAAGGUGAAAGUGAUAUCACGCUCCACAGAAGAAUUCACUAGAGAACGAAGCCAAGAUCUUCAGAGAGUCUUUCGCAAUUUCGACCCAAAUCUUCGAUCUCAAGAGAAAGCAGUCGAGUAUGUUCGCGCUCUUAAUGCAGCUAAAUUAGAUAAGAUAUUUGCUCGGCCAUUUAUUGGAGCAAUGGAUGGGCACAUUGAUGCAGUCUCGUGUAUGGCAAAAAACCCUAGUCACUUAAAGGGAAUAUUUUCUGGUUCUAUGGAUGGAGGUAUAAUUUUCUUUUUUAUCUAUUUUUUGAUUUAA